UUCACGUUGUUGGUGAUCCGCCGAAAACAUCAGUAGAGAGGUGGGCUUGGGAUGUGAGUCUAGAGAGAACACAAAAUGGCGAUGCUGUGUUCGGACUCGAAGGCGCCUUUGCGGCCCGUCAAAAGGGUCCAAUUUGGUAUUCUCAGCCCAGAUGAAAUCCGGCGGAUGUCGGUCACAGAAGGGGGCAUCCGCUACCCUGAGACUUAUGAAGGCGGAAGGCCAAAGAUUGGGGGUCUCAUGGACCCACGCCAGGGUGUCAUGGACAGAAACUCUCGCUGCCAAACUUGCGCUGGUAACAUGACGGAGUGUCCUGGACACUUUGGACAUCUGGAACUAGCAAAGCCAGUUUUUCACGUCGGCUUUCUGAAACAGACCAUCAAAGUGAUUCGCUGUGUUUGUUUCUACUGUUCAAAAAUGCUUGUCGGACCUAAUAAUCCCAAAAUCAAAGAGGUCGUGAUGAAAACCAAAGGUCAGCCAAGGAAGCGUUUGGCUUUUGUGUAUGACCUCUGCAAAGGCAAAAACAUUUGCGAGGGUGGUGAUGAAAUGGACCUGGCCAAAGACCCAGACCGAAACCCUGAAGAUCCUGGUGGUGCGGCUAAAAAGCAAGGGCAUGGCGGCUGUGGUCGUUACCAGCCAAACAUUCGUCGUGCUGGGCUUGACCUGACUGCGGAGUGGAAACAUGUCAAUGAAGACACACAAGAAAAGAAAAUCAACCUCUCUGCUGAGAGAGUCUACGAGAUUUUCAAACACAUUUCAGAUGAGGAGUGCUUCAUCAUGGGCAUGGACCCGAAAUAUGCUCGUCCUGACUGGAUGAUUACCACAGUAUUGCCAGUGCCCCCAUUGGCCGUUCGGCCUGCCGUCGUGAUGUAUGGCUCGGCCCGGAACCAGGACGAUUUGACUCACAAACUGGCUGACAUCAUCAAGUCAAACAACGAACUGGCCAGAAACGAGCAGGCCGGCGCUGCAGCUCACGUGCUCUACGAAAACACUAAGAUGCUCCAGUUCCACGUGGCAACGCUAAUUGACAAUGACAUGCCUGGCAUGCCGAGGGCGAUGCAAAAGUCUGGCAAGCCGCUGAAGGCUAUCAAAGCCCGCUUGAAGGGCAAGGAAGGGCGAAUCAGAGGAAACUUGAUGGGAAAGCGUGUUGACUUCUCUGCUCGUACUGUCAUCACGCCUGAUCCCAAUCUGCACAUCGAUCAGGUUGGAGUGCCUCGAUCCAUUGCUCAGAACUUGACGUUCCCAGAGAUUGUAACACCAUUCAACCUUGAACACAUGCAAGAGUUGGUGCGCCGAGGCAACUCUCAGUACCCUGGUGCCAAGUACAUUGUUCGGGAUAAUGGGGAACGUAUCGAUUUGCGUUACCACCCAAAACCUUCAGACCUUCACCUCCAGUGUGGAUACAGAGUGGAGAGGCACAUCCGGGAUGGCGACUUGGUCAUCUUCAACCGUCAGCCCACACUUCACAAGAUGAGUAUGAUGGGGCACAGAGUGAAGGUACUGCCUUGGUCGACGUUCCGCAUGAACCUCAGUGUAACUUCUCCCUACAACGCUGAUUUUGACGGCGAUGAAAUGAACUUGCACGUGCCUCAGUCGAUGGAGACCAGGGCUGAGGUUGAGAACAUCCACGUCACACCCAGACAGAUCAUCACCCCACAGGCCAACAAACCUGUCAUGGGUAUUGUGCAAGACACCCUGACUGCAGUCAGGAAAAUGACCAGACGAGAUGUCUUCAUUGAGAAAGAGCAGAUGAUGAAUAUUCUGCUGUUUUUGCCCAUCUGGGACGGGAAAAUGCCACAACCAGCCAUCUUGAAGCCAAAGCCUCUGUGGACAGGCAAGCAAAUCUUCUCGCUCAUCAUUCCUGGCAAUGUCAACAUGAUUCGGACCCACUCGACUCAUCCCGACGAUGAGAAUUCAGGUCCCUAUAAUUGGAUUUCACCUGGAGACACAAAGGUUAUGGUCGAGCAUGGUGAACUGAUCAUGGGGAUCCUCUGUAAGAAGACCCUGGGUACCUCCGCAGGGUCUCUUCUGCAUAUUUGUAUGUUGGAGUUGGGCCAUGAAGAGUGUGGCCGGUUUUACGGAAACAUCCAGACAGUGGUGAACAAUUGGCUGCUCCUUGAAGGUCACUCCAUCGGCAUAGGAGACACCAUUGCUGAUCCUCAGACCUACAUUGAAAUCCAGAGGGCCAUUAAGAAGGCCAAAGAAGACGUGAUUGAGGUCAUUCAAAAGGCCCACAACAUGGAGUUGGAGCCAACACCAGGAAACACCCUGAGGCAGACCUUCGAAAAUCAGGUCAAUCGUAUUUUGAACGAUGCUCGUGACAAGACUGGUGGCUCUGCAAAGAAGUCCCUCACCGAGUACAACAACCUGAAGGCCAUGGUGGUUGCCGGUUCCAAAGGUUCCAACAUCAACAUUUCCCAGGUCAUUGCCUGUGUGGGUCAGCAGAACGUUGAGGGCAAGCGUAUUCCAUUCGGCUUCAGAAAGAGAACCCUUCCUCACUUCAUCAAGGAUGACUACGGUCCCGAGUCAAGAGGAUUUGUCGAGAACUCGUACUUGGCUGGCUUGACGCCGUCAGAGUUUUACUUCCACGCCAUGGGUGGUAGAGAGGGUCUCAUUGAUACUGCUGUCAAGACUGCAGAAACUGGUUACAUCCAGCGUCGUCUCAUCAAAGCCAUGGAGUCUGUCAUGGUGCAUUAUGACGGAACAGUGCGAAACUCUGUUGGCCAGUUGAUUCAGCUUCGUUAUGGUGAGGAUGGUCUUUGCGGAGAGACGGUCGAGUUCCAAACUCUGCCAACAAUCAAGCUUUCCAAUGAUGAGUUUGAGCGUGGAUACAGAUUUGACCCUGGCAAUGAAAGAUACCUCAGGAGAGUUUUCAGUGAGGAUGUCGUGAAGGAGUUGAUGGGGUCUGGAGAGGUUAUUUCCGAGCUUGAGAAAGAGUGGGAUUUGCUGAAAAAGGACCGGGAGAGCAUGAGGGAGACCUUCCCAAGUGGAGAAGACAAAGUUGUGCUGCCGUGCAACUUGGAGCGCAUGAUUUGGAAUGCGCAAAAGAUUUUCCACAUCAACAAACGUCUGCCCACGGACCUUUCACCACUGACCGUGAUCGAGGGUGUUAGAAAUUUACUGACAAAAUGCAUUAUUGUGGCUGGCGAAGACAGACUCAGCAAACAGGCCAACGAGAAUGCCACCUUAUUGUUCCAGUGCUUGGUGCGCUCCAUUCUCUGUACCAAAAAUGUAGCAGACAAGUACAGACUGAGUGCAGAGGCAUUUGAAUGGCUGGUGGGAGAAAUCGAGACUAGAUUCCAGCAGGCCCAAUGUCAACCUGGAGAAAUGGUUGGUGCCUUGGCUGCUCAGUCUCUUGGUGAACCUGCCACUCAGAUGACACUUAACACUUUCCAUUUUGCUGGUGUAUCAUCGAAAAACGUGACACUUGGUGUGCCGAGGCUGAAGGAAAUCAUCAAUAUUAGCAAGAAACCAAAAGCCCCUUCUCUGACCGUUUUCUUGACUGGUGCCGCUGCCAGGGACGCUGAGAAAGCCAAGAAUGUGCUGUGUCGCUUGGAACACACCACCCUAAGAAAGGUCACAGCUAAUACUGCCAUCUACUACGAUCCCGAUCCGCAAAACACAGUCAUCUCUGAGGAUCAGGAGUUUGUUAACAUUUACUACGAAAUGCCUGACUUUGACCCAACCAGAAUAUCUCCCUGGUUACUCCGUAUUGAGCUUGACCGCAAACGUAUGACAGACAAAAAAUUGACCAUGGAGCAGAUUGCGGAGAAAAUCAACCUGGGCUUUGGUGACGACUUGAACUGUAUCUUCAACGAUGACAACGCUGAGAAGCUCGUUCUGCGAAUUCGCAUCAUGAACAGCGGCGGUGAUGAUGGCAAAUUUGACGACGACGAGCAGCAGGCUGACAAGAUGGAGGACGAUAUGUUCCUGAGGUGCAUCGAGGCAAACAUGCUGUCAGACAUGACCUUGCAGGGCAUUGAGGCCAUCACCAAGGUCUACAUGCAUCUGCCACAGACUGACUCGAAGAAGAAAAUUGUCAUCACAGACAACGGCCGCUUCAAGGCCAUUGCCGAGUGGCUGCUUGAGACGGACGGAACCAGUUUGAUGAAAGUCCUCAGCGAGAGGGACGUAGACCCUGUGAGAACUUCCUCCAAUGAUAUCUGUGAAAUUUUCUCGGUACUCGGCAUUGAGGCAGUCCGAAAGUCUGUCGAGAAGGAAAUGAAUGCUGUGCUGCAGUUCUACGGCUUGUAUGUCAACUACCGGCAUCUGGCCUUGCUUUGUGACGUCAUGACCGCCAAGGGUCACUUGAUGGCCAUCACUCGUCACGGCAUCAACAGACAGGACACUGGUGCUCUUAUGAGGUGCAGUUUUGAAGAGACAGUUGAUGUGCUCAUGGACGCCGCCUCGCAUGCUGAGCAGGAUCCAAUGAGAGGUGUUUCAGAAAACAUUAUUCUUGGCCAACUUCCUCGCAUGGGCACUGGAGCCUUUGAUCUUUUACUUGACGCAGACAAGUGCAAGCACGGCAUUGAAAUCCCGAUGCACUUGGGUGCUGGAAUGAUGGUCGGCGCUCCUGCCGGCGGAAUCUUUGUAGGGGCUGCUACCCCAAGCAGCAUGAGUCCACAUAUGACCCCAUGGAACCAAGGAACUCCUUCAUAUGCUCACGCCUGGUCGCCAGGCCUUGGAAGUGGCAUGACUCCUGGUGGGCCAGGAUUCUCGCCUUCUGGCUCAAGCGACGCCUCCGGCCUCAGUCCAGGAUACAGUCCAGCUUGGUCGCCGCAGCCUGGCUCUCCGUCAGCAAGCCCAAGCAUGAGUCCAUACAUUCCAUCACCUGUUGGUGCCUCUCCAAACUAUAGUCCAUCGAGUCCUGCCUACGCUCCGGCGUCACCAUCGAUGACUCCGUCAUCACCCAACUACUCGCCAACAAGUCCGAGCUAUCUGACCAGCCCUUCGUACUCGCCCACAUCUCCAAACUACCCUGCGUCACCCAACUACAGUCCGUCGAGUCCUGGCUUCUCUGUAUCAUCGCCAAGAUACUCACCGACAAGCCCUUCGUACUCGCCAACAUCUCCUUCAUAUUCCAUGUCUCCAAGCUACUCUCCUCAGUCUCCAAACUACUCUCCGCAGUCGCCGAGCUAUUCGCCUCAGUCGCCGAGCUAUUCUCCACAAAGCUACUCGGCAACCACGCCAUCAUAUUCACCAAACAGCCCUUCAUACUCACCAACAUCACCGUCGUACUCUCCAACCUCUCCAUCCUACUCGCCCACCAGCCCUUCCUACAGCCCUUCAUCUCCGUCGUACAGCCCUUCGUCGCCAGCAUUCAACCCCAGCAGCCCUUGUUACACACCCGCGUCCCCUUCGUACUCAGGCUCGCCCUCGUACUCGCCUUCUAGUCCCAACUAUUCGCCAUCGAGUCCCAACACCUUCAGCCAGACGUCGCCCAAGUACUCGCCGUCUUCACCGUCCUACUCGGUGUCCUCGUACGCCCGCUCUUCUCCACAGUACAGCCCCAGCAGCCCGCAGUACUCGUCCUCUUCACCACAACACACAGCCACGUCGACCAGGUUUGGUGGUGCCAGUCCCAAGUACGCCAUGACCUCCAGCUCGUACUCGCCCCAGCAGCCGCAGUACUCGCCAUCGAGCACAAAGUACUCGCCCACCAGCCCAACUUUCUCCGCCUCACCCAAGGACGGCAGCGCCAGUGGCCAGGCCAGCUACUCGCCCACGUCCCCGAGCUACAGCCCCACUUCGCCUGCUUACGAACCUGAGGACGACAUGUAGACGGACACUUAUUUGUUAGUUGCACAAACCAUAUGUUUUGGUUGCAAACUUUCAUUUUUUCAUCAUUUCAUUUGGCCUCAAUCGUUGCAUUUGUACCAAAAUCUUUGUUUCCAUUCUAACACUAUUGCGGUUUAAGAAUAAAGUUCACAA
Molecule: messenger RNA, 5928 nt
Organism: Neocloeon triangulifer
Lineage: Eukaryota; Metazoa; Arthropoda; Insecta; Ephemeroptera; Baetidae
Gene: RpII215
Product: DNA-directed RNA polymerase II subunit RPB1
Exons: 14
Coding region: 76-5778 (1900 amino acids)
Biological process (GO): transcription by RNA polymerase II
Cellular component (GO): RNA polymerase II, core complex
Molecular function (GO): DNA binding
Source: RefSeq, a predicted model, not a curated record